AUAGUUAACAUAUAGUAUUACUAAAACGUUAAACAUGGGUGAUAUCAUUACCAAAACAAUAACGUCCUUACUAAAACGCUAACUGUUUUCAGGUUCCUAGGUCCUCGAAGUUAUUGUUUGAGGAUAAUGAGUAUGCUCUUUACACCGUCGUUCUCUUUACGCGUGUCGCAGAUAAUUUUCCAGGCAUGUGUUUUAUCUCCGGCUGUGGAAAGUGAAAAGAAAGUACGCUCCAUUUUUGAACACUUGUGUGAUUCGACUAACAGUUUAUACUGGAAAAGCGAGGAGGAUGGAGGAGCCAUGGCUGGUUUAGCCGGUGGCUCAGAGAUACAUCCUUAUGUCUCCUUCACUAUUAACCUUGCUUAAAAUUGAUGGAAGAUGCUCUUUUGAUGCUUCUCCUCGUCUCUGUCUUCAUCUGUUGUAUAUGCUUGUGCUCACAUUUAGUUUUCGUAAUAUAUUUUGAGUUUCGAAAUAAAGUGGCACUCGAGAGAAGAUGUUGGUGUAAUUUUAUUUGGCCGGAGUCUUUUAGAUUCCCGUGAGUUUCAGACACUUGUGGAAGACAAACACGGCUAUACAGUUGUUAAAAGCCUUUUUUGUCAUUUUGUGAA
Messenger RNA from Camelina sativa (false flax), 605 nucleotides. The record is from RefSeq and is a predicted model, not a curated record. NCBI's taxonomy places the organism in Eukaryota, Viridiplantae, Streptophyta, Magnoliopsida, Brassicales, Brassicaceae.